AUACAAUAGAUUAAAAUGGUUUCUAAGAAAAAGAAAAAGUAUUCAUCUGGAGAAGGUGCGCAGUUUAUGACCAGAAAAGCUGCGCUUAAAAAGUUACAAUUGUCUUUAAAAGAUUUCAGGCGUAUUUGUAUUCUAAAAGGCAUUUACCCCAGAGAACCUCGGAAUCGAAAGAGAGCUCAAAAAGGCCAGGGUGGCAUCAAAACACUUUAUCAUACCAAGGAUAUAAAAUUUCUUCUACACGAACCUAUAAUUUGGAAACUCAGAGAGUUAAAGGUAUAUCAACAACGUAUCCGCAAAGCAAGAGCAAUGCGAGAAUAUCGAAAGAUGAGAAAGUACUUACGUGAUUACCCAGAAAUCAACAUUGACCAUAUAGUGAAGGAGCGCUACCCAACUUUUGUUGAUGCACUAAGAGACUUGGAUGACUGUCUAACUCUUUGUUUCCUGUUCAGCACCUUCCCUUCACUCAAAAGAGUUCCCAGAGAUCAGUCAAUGCUGUGUAGACGACUUACUGUAGAGUUCAUGCAUGCUGUAAUUGCAGCUAAAGCACUCCGCAAAGUAUUUGUGUCAGUCAAAGGAUAUUAUUAUCAAGCUGAGCUUGAAGGACAGACUAUAACUUGGAUAACACCACACCACUUUUCAUUCCAGCCACAAAAUAAAGACGAAGUAGACUUCAAAAUUAUGUCAACAUUUGUAGAAUUCUAUACCAUGAUGCUUGGUUUUGUGAAUUUCAAAUUAUUCCAUUCGCUUAAUCUGGUGUACCCUCCAAAAUUAAAUGCAAGUCUCUCGACAGACUGUGAGUUAGACCUUGUUGAUGAACAAUCCUAUGUUUCGGAGCGAAUAGCAGCCUUGAACAUGUCUCUCGCUAAAAUUGAAGGAGCGAAUGAGGCAGAAGAACUGCCUGAUCUUGACAUUUUUAAUGCAGAAGAUGAAGACCCUCAAAAGUUAGAAAACGCAAAGCUGGAAGCAGAGAAAGUUAAGAAACUGAAAACCCUUUUCAAAGGCCUGAAGUUCUUCAUCAACAGAGAAGUACCUAGGGAACCUCUAGUUUUCAUUAUCAGGUGCUUUGGUGGAGAAGUGUCAUGGGACAGAGACCUUUUUGUGGGAGCCACCUUUGAUGAGUCUGAUGAAAGUAUUUCAUACCAAAUUGUGGACCGGCCCAAUGUAGACAAGCAGUAUCUUUCCCGUUACUAUGUGCAACCCCAAUGGGUCUUUGACAGUGUCAAUACAAGAAAUUUGCUGCCCAUCAACAAGUAUUUGAUGGGUGCUGUCCUUCCUCCACAUCUUUCUCCAUUUGUGGAUGAAACUAAAGAUCAAGUGUACAUGCCUCCUGAGGAGAGAGAACUUAAUGAUCCUAACUUCAAACCUCUAGAUGAUGAUGACUCAAACAGUGAAGUUGAAGAAGCUAGUGAUGAAAACAAAGAACAGAAUGAGGAACAGGACUCUGAUGUUGAUGGGGAUGAUGUCCUCACUCGCCAAUACCAGCAAGAGGUCCAGGAGGAUUCGCCUUCUGAAGAUGAUGAUGAUGAUCAGAAUGAAUUAAAUGCUGAGAAAAAGAAAAUGUCCAAGGAAAAGAAAAAGGCAAUGGCUGUAACAACAGGUGUGCCUUUUAAAGAGAACCCUUACCAAAAGCAGAUUGAAGACAAGCAGGCAUUCAGACUUCGAGAGAAGCUUGUUCGGAAAAAGCAUCGCAAUCUCUAUAAGAGCAUGAAAGCAGGCAGGGAAGAACGAAGGAAAGAAAUCUGGCUACUAAAUAAGAAGAGGAAACUUCAUGAUGCUAAGGUUAUAGAAGAAAAAAAGGCCCAAAAACAAAAGCAAAAAUUGCAAGCUUUUGAGGCUGCAACUGCUUAAAUUAGAUCCUAAAUAAAACCCUGUAC
Messenger RNA from Hyposmocoma kahamanoa, 1874 nucleotides. RefSeq names its product pescadillo homolog. The coding region runs from base 16 to 1848 and encodes 610 amino acids. Gene Ontology annotation, biological process: ribosome biogenesis; maturation of LSU-rRNA from tricistronic rRNA transcript (SSU-rRNA, 5.8S rRNA, LSU-rRNA). Lineage: Eukaryota; Metazoa; Arthropoda; Insecta; Lepidoptera; Cosmopterigidae. The transcript is spliced from 6 exons. Gene Ontology annotation, molecular function: RNA binding. Gene Ontology annotation, cellular component: PeBoW complex; nucleolus. The record is from RefSeq and is a predicted model, not a curated record.